AAAUCGACAUCCUUUGCUCAGCUGCAGAUGCACCGCAGGAUCUCAACCACAGCCUAGACAAGGGCUUUUCUGUGCUAAUCCGCCAGCCGCCAUCGAACUGGCUCCUCCAGAGUGCCCACUCAUCCAAGUACAUGCUGUUUGAAGUUGAAGACGAAAAGAUUCUGGAUGCAUCUGUCUCUGCAUUACGAGACUUCACUACCAUCCAGAGCCUCCCGAAUCACACUGAAAGCUCAUUCCUGGAGAUUUGCGACGCAUUUCUCGCGCAAUUCCGCGACCUGGACACUUUGCUGAACGGCCACUACGAACAUAUAACCACGGAAUUGUUAUCGGCAGCAGCCCGACUCCAGUCCCAACUUCUAUGUGAGUUGGAUACAGAUACAGGUACAGAUAUGGACCUUUCUGGCGACACCACAGUAAUCGCGCUGGCUUUGCACUGCUUCGCGAUGAUACACUUCAUGGCAGGGAUCGAAGGUUAUAACCCAAAUAUACCAGAAACCGAGCUCUUCCGCGACGGGUCUCCUGUGGUUGUUAUGGAACAGGAAUAUGAAGAAAGGCGUUUUCUCCCGACCAUACGCGUGCAUAAGCCAGAGAACUACCCAGUCCCGAGAUUGGACCCAGAGCCCAGCAUUAAGAGAACGGGAGAGAGACACUUGUAUCUGGAUAGGGAAUUCCAUCGCAUCCUGGAACACGUCGUGCAUGUAUCUUUCCGCCUGUUGAAUACGCAGGACCCGAGACACUGGCCCACUGUGCUGUAUGUGCUUGUGAUUCUUAGCGUGGCAAUCCGGGAUGGCCUGAACCCGCUCCUGAGAUGGAGGCAAAGGCUAGGCGAUGCAAAGAGAGAGUUUGACCUUGUGUUCUGGGAUCUCGCGCGUUAUUACUAUAUCUGUACAGGUCGUGGGCAGAUUUUAAGUGACCGUUGGUGUAAAAAGGAGUAUGCGGCUCGGGUGCAACAGGAUAGGGUUGCUGUUGAGCAUGCUGAGAUGCUGAAUCGGUUAUGGCUGGAUCUAGUCCUAUACACUCGCCAAAUAUUAACUACACUUGAAGGUAGAUAUGCCGCACGUCUUACACUAAUCAUUAAACGUGUACCCUACCGCACUCAACCCAAAGAGAUUGUGUACCGGCUGGUGCGAGCUUGUUCAAGUCAAAACGGAUCACUCAGCGUCUACAGAACUGCAGCCACGUGUGAAAUUAAAAACUCGUCACUGGGACCGCAGUAUUUAGUAGUGGAGAAGGCAGAUCAGAGUGUGAAAAAGGAGAAUACAGAGAGAGCUGCAGAUUGUUGCGUCCAUGUGGAAGAAAGGGAAUUGGCCAAUCAGGGGCUGAGAACGCCUCUUGAGCAACCGGCACGUGACCUCAGCCCUUAUUCCAAAUCGGGAAUGCCGUUGGUUAUGGGGCACUGUGCAUCCAUGAUGCAGGCUAAAAAGUUUUGUGGACAGUAUACCCCGUGUAGAACCCCAGACAGUUACGGAGUGGCUUGA
Messenger RNA from Aspergillus versicolor CBS 583.65, 1478 nucleotides. RefSeq lists its product as uncharacterized. The record is from RefSeq and is a predicted model, not a curated record. The transcript is spliced from 5 exons. The coding region runs from base 132 to 1478 and encodes 448 amino acids. NCBI's taxonomy places the organism in Eukaryota, Fungi, Ascomycota, Eurotiomycetes, Eurotiales, Aspergillaceae.